Molecule: messenger RNA, 843 nt
Organism: Pseudozyma hubeiensis SY62
Lineage: Eukaryota; Fungi; Basidiomycota; Ustilaginomycetes; Ustilaginales; Ustilaginaceae
Exons: 1
Coding region: 1-843 (280 amino acids)
Biological process (GO): mitochondrial proton-transporting ATP synthase complex assembly
Cellular component (GO): mitochondrial membrane
Source: RefSeq, a predicted model, not a curated record
AUGAUGAUCUCGACACGGACCAUUGCAACACAGAUGGCUGGACAUUCUCUAACAAGGGCAAUCACGAAACCUUCCCCUUCCCCAUCCCACUUCUCGCGCUCGCUCCCACUCCCACUCCUGCGAACUCGACCUUCAACACCUCUCUCCCGAACACUCAGCACCACGCCUCACCUCUCCAACAGCAGCACCCCCUCUCCCCCUCCCCCAUCCUCAUCAGACUCCAAGGUGCUAGCAACCUACACCGGCCCCCUCUCGCGAACGUUCACCCGGCUCAAACUGUUCUCCCUCGGCUCCCUCGGACUAGCCACCAUCCUCACUCCCAUCCUUUUACUCGCACCCGGCGAGAUCUCGCUGAUCGGACGGAUGGGACUCUCCCUCACCGCGCUCGCCACCUCCGGAGUUUCCACCGCACUGAUCGCGUGGAUCGGAACGCCGUACGUCUCUUCGAUGCGACUCGUCUCCAUUGCCUCUCAAGAACCGGUGAUGGAACUCGAUACGGUAUCGUGGAACCUUCGCGCGAGGAAGACGCUUGUGUAUGAACCAACAUUCUUGCGCCCUACGAGUAGACCUUUCGCCUCAUGGGAGAUCACCAACACUCCCCCCGCCAUCACUACUGGUGGUGUUGAAGGGAUGGUGGAGAAAAAGAUCGCGGAAACAUUCGAUGUCAAAACCGGGAAAAGUUUGGGCGAGUGGAUUGUAAAGUACAAUUCGGAGGUGAAGCAGAAAGCCGAGCAAGCAGGGGAGUGGAAGACGGUAGGAAAGGUAGAGGUCAAGGGUAAACCGACGAGAUACUUUAAUGUUCAUGAGGAGCUGCUGGAUGAACAUUGGCAGGUGCUGGGUUGA